ACUACAGUUUUUUAGGUAGCAGAGGUGAGAUUUUGGUUGCAUGUUGCAGUUAUGGGGCACAAUGUACAGAAAGCACAAAGGCUGUGGCAUUACCCACUCUUGCUUGCAAAUUAAUAUCCUCCUUUUUUUUGAGUGUCUAUGAAAGACUUUACUUUGACAUUGGUUGAAGCAACACUUGCCUUUAAAUUCCUAGAUGUUAUCCUGGUGUUCUUAGAGAUAUCCUGCAGCAUCUUUUGGUGGACUGACUUUUUUUAGAACACUUGGUCUAGAUAGAUUGCCAGUGAUUUGAGGUGUUCUCCAUUUGUAGAUGAUAUUUUGGACACUGGAGUGAAUCACUACCGCAGCUGACCCACGUGUGAUUAUUUUUAUAUGUUUUGAAGUUGUACAGUGUUAAUCAAUGGAAUUAAAAGGUCAAUUAGGAUAACUAAGCUGCCUGGGCUUGCAAGAUGAGACUCUGCAAGCAAGCUAUUGUGCAAAGGGAAAACAGGCACAGUAAGUUUGAGCUGGGUGUGGGUGAUCUGCUAAGAUAAAAUGCGGCAAGGAUGCACUUUAAAAUAGGAACUUCCUAUGGGGCGAAACUUGCAAUAAAGCAACAUCAUAAAAAGUGUAAGCAAUGUAUUAGCCAAUCAUUUUACAUGUGAAAGUUGUAUAAUCAUGAAUCAGCUCAUUUCGUGUAACCACCCUAAAAGAUAUCAAAAUAGAUGAAUCUCUUUGCUCGAGGAGACACUCUGAUCAGUUUGCUGAAAGGAGGCACUCACUCUUCGAAGAGAAAAUAAAGACGCAUUGGAGUUAGAGAAAGUCUUUCGUCCUGUACAGCCUCUCUUGCAGGUAUUACAGAACCUGACGAGUGUGCUCAAGACGCUGGAGGAGACUACGGACGCGCCCCUGAGAGCCGUACUGGGGUGGUUAACGCGGCGCGACGUGGGAUUCUCCAGUAAGUCUGAUGCGUCGGUACAGAAUGGAAAAAAUAGUAAACUGUUUCUGCAAACAGCCUGAUGCCGUUGCCCGACUAAUUUGUUUUCCCUGGGCUGGUGGAGGCUCAGUUCACUAUGCCAGAUGGGGCAAAAUCUUUAAUUGCAGUAUUGAAGUUUACUCAGUUAAACUGCCAGGAAGAGAAGCCAGAGCAAAGGAACCAUUUGCUGUGGAUAUUCAUGAGAUUGUCAAUGAAGUUACGCAAGCAUUGCUUCCACAACUUCAAGAAAAGCCAUUUGCCUUUUUUGGUCACAGUUUUGGAGCCUUAACCAGUUUUGCAACAGCUGAAUAUCUGAAACGAGUAUAUGGAUUGGAGCCUACACAUCUGUUUGUCUCUGGCAGUUCAGCCCCACACUCCAUUGCAAGAACAACUUCUCAGAAGACAUCAGAAUUGCCAGACAAAGAAUUCUUAGAAUGGAUGACUACUGUGGGGGGCACCCCUCCUGAAAUCCUUGGAAACCCAGAGGUGGUGAAUCUGUUUCUUCCUGUGCUGAAAGCAGACCUCCGAGUUGUAGAAAAUUACAGCUAUCUAAAGCCACCAAGUAGUGUACUUUCUUGUGCAAUCACAGCUUUUGAUGGAACAGAGGAUGUGCCACACGACAUUGACGCCUGGAAGGAGUUAACUAGUGGAGAAUUUACAAAGCAGAUGCUUCCUGGAUCUCAUUUUUAUCUAAAGGAUCCACAGAAUGAGGCUCAUCUUGUGAAGUACAUCACUAAGUGUUUAGAAACCACAGAGAUUGAUUAUAUUUAAUAAGACUUUACUACAAAAAAAAAAAAGUCAUAGGAAGUUUUUGGUAAUUACUUACAUUUAUAAAGAUAUAAUAUUGACAAAAUUGUCUAUUCACAACUUAUCAAGGGUUAAAUAAUUAGUUCAGUUUGUCACAGUUCAACUUCAUGAAAUAAAAAUCGGAAAUAAAAAAAAAAAACUCCGAAAAGGGGCAUAAAAAGAAUCUCAACUUGUCGUACCCCAAAAGAAAUCCUGUAGAUUUUAGAGAAAAAAUGGAAUUUAUCGUACUAAUUACAUUUAAUGGCCCAGUAACACAUCGGUUUACUGCAAGUUAUUGUUUACAAAGGUACAUGUUUUAAUAAUAUGAUUAUGUAAUUUUAUAUAUAU
Molecule: messenger RNA, 2086 nt
Organism: Polypterus senegalus (gray bichir)
Lineage: Eukaryota; Metazoa; Chordata; Cladistia; Polypteriformes; Polypteridae
Gene: olah
Product: oleoyl-ACP hydrolase
Exons: 8
Coding region: 944-1723 (259 amino acids)
Biological process (GO): lipid biosynthetic process
Source: RefSeq, a predicted model, not a curated record